AUGGAAACAACACUACUCCUUAACACUUCCCUACUCCUUACAUUAGCCAUCAUCCUCACCCCCACCCUACUACUCCCCGUAUCAAAAACAUCCUCAAACUCCCCAACCACCAUCACACGCACUGUCAAAACCGCCUUCCUAAUCAGCCUGGUCCCCAUAACCCUCUUCAUACUCUCAGGCACAGAAAGCAUUACAUCCUACUGAGAGUGAAAAUUCACCACAAACUUCAAAAUUCCCCUCAGCUUCAAAAUAGACCAAUACUCCAUAAUAUUCUUCCCCAUCGCACUGUUCGUAACAUGAUCUAUCCUUCAAUUCGCAACAUGAUACAUAGCCUCAGAACCACAUAUCACAAAAUUCUUCUUCUACCUCCUCACAUUCCUAAUCGCCAUACUAAUCCUAACUAUUGCCAACAACAUAUUCUUACUAUUCAUCGGCUGAGAAGGAGUCGGAAUAAUAUCCUUCCUCCUAAUCGGCUGAUGACAGGGCCGAGCAGAAGCCAACACAGCCGCACUCCAAGCCGUACUCUACAACCGAAUCGGAGACAUUGGCCUCAUCCUAAGCAUAGCGUGACUCGCCUCAACAAUAAACACCUGAGAAAUACAACAAGCCCCCCUCCCAACCCAAACCCCCACCCUCCCCCUGCUGGGUCUCAUUCUCGCCGCCACAGGAAAGUCAGCCCAAUUCGGCCUUCACCCCUGACUACCCGCCGCCAUAGAAGGCCCAACCCCAGUCUCAGCCCUACUCCACUCCAGCACAAUAGUAGUAGCCGGAAUUUUCCUACUUAUUCGCACUCACCCCCUACUCGCUAAUAACCCAACUGCCCUCACCCUAUGCCUAUGCCUAGGGGCCCUAUCCACACUAUUUGCCGCUACAUGUGCCCUCACACAGAAUGACAUCAAAAAAAUUAUUGCCUUCUCCACAUCAAGCCAACUAGGACUGAUAAUAGUAACUAUCGGACUAAACCUCCCACAACUAGCCUUCCUCCACAUCUCAACACACGCCUUCUUCAAAGCCAUACUAUUCCUCUGCUCAGGAACAAUCAUCCACAGCCUCAAUGGAGAACAAGACAUCCGCAAAAUAGGGGGCCUACAAAAAAUACUCCCAACAACCACCUCCUGCCUAACCAUUGGAAACCUUGCCCUCAUAGGAACUCCAUUCCUAGCCGGAUUCUACUCAAAAGACCUCAUUAUCGAAAGCCUAAAUACCUCCUACCUAAACACCUGAGCCCUCCUCUUAACACUCCUAGCCACAUCAUUCACCGCAACCUAUAGCCUACGAAUAACACUACUAGUCCAAACAGGCUUUCCCCGCACACCUACAAACUCCCCAACAAAUGAAAACAAUCCCAUAAUCACAAACCCUAUCACCCGCCUCGCCCUAGGCAGCAUCCUUGCUGGCUUACUCAUCACAUCCUACAUCACACCCACAAAAACCCCCCCAAUAACCAUACCCACCACUACAAAAACUGCGGCCGUCAUCGCCACAGCACUAGGUAUUGCCCUAGCUAUAGAACUCUCAACCAUAACACACACCCUAACCUACCCCAAACAAAACCCCCACCUAAACUUCUCCUCCUCCUUAGGAUACUUCAACCCCCUAAUACAUCGCCCCAACACCACUAACCUACUAAACAGCGGACAAAAAAUCGCCUCCCACCUAAUCGACCUCUCCUGGUACAAAAAAAUAGGCCCCGAAGGACUUACCGACUUACAACUCAUAGCAAUCAAAACCUCAACCACCCUUCACACCGGACUAAUCAAAACCUAUCUGGGAUCCUUCGCCCUAUCUAUCCUCCUCAUCCUAUCAACGCAGACUUAA
This is a messenger RNA of Pygoscelis adeliae (Adelie penguin), 1818 nucleotides long. NCBI's taxonomy places the organism in Eukaryota, Metazoa, Chordata, Aves, Sphenisciformes, Spheniscidae. The record is from the annotation of a RefSeq genome assembly.